AUGGCCGGUCCCGGAGGUGGUCCUCCUCGCCGCAGUCACACCAAGUCCCGCAAGGGCUGUGAUACUUGCAAGCGCCGCCACAUCAGAUGUGACGAGAACUUUCCUCAAUGCCGCAACUGCACCAAGCACAAGAUCCGCUGCCCCUACAACGACAUGCCCAUCCCCGAGGACAGGUCGACGACCCCCGACAAGCCCGAUCUCAUGUGGACCCCCGAGAUCGAGGCCGCCAUCGCACAGUGGCAGCGCACCGGCAUCUUCCCCUUCCCCAACCUGGGCAUCUACCCUGAGCCGAAUCCUCAGCGCUACUCGGUCGAGGAUCUCAGGUUGAUCUACCACGUCGCAAAGAUUUGUGAUGAGUUGGCCGUCUUUGACUACAAUGGCUUCACCAUCUGGACCCGCCAGAUGCCGACCAUCAUCAAAAUCGGAGUCACUCACAGCUAUGUCAUGCAUGCUCUCCUGGGUUUCGCGGCCAUGCACAUUGCCUUCCUCACCGACUGUCCCCUGGUCGGCAACAUGGGUACCGAGCACCGCGGCCUCGCCAUGAACGGCCUGCAGGAGGCCAUCAGCACCUUCGGCCACGAAACGUCGGACGCCGUCUUGGCCGCCUCGCUGGUUCUCUCGUGGCAAGCUACGGAUUGGAAAAGCUGGACCCAGCUCAUGCAAGGAACCUCAUCGGUCAUCGAGGCCAUGGACCCCUGGAAGCACACCUCCCAGUUUGGCGACUUCAUUGCCGAAAGCUGCACCUUCCCAACCGCGCCCGGCUCGCCCAGCCCGGAUCACAAGCCGAGCCAGCCCCGCAAGGAGGACACCGAGGCCUUCACCAAGACGCUGCAGCAGCUGCAAAAGUUGGAGAUUCACCUGAAGCACAACAAGGAGGAGAGCCACGUCAAGAUGAUCCAGCAGUUGGUCAGCUUCGUCAAGGGCGCCCGCAAGUUCAACACCGGCCUGUCCAUUUGCCAGCAGUUUGAGCGCCUCAGCCCCCUGCGCAACUGGCUUUUCUGGCUGCCUGUGAUGCUGCUCAAGCAAACGGGCGGAUCGCCAACGGCACUGGUCGUCAUUGCUCACUUCUACACCGUGGCCCUCGUGACGGAGCGUCUGUUCCCCGACAUUGGCGCCGCCUACUUUGGCAGCCUGUCCAUCGGCCCCGUCGAGGAGAUUGCCCGCCGCCUCCUGUCCAUCAACAUCUCUGGCACCGUAGACGGCGACCUCCAGACCCCCCUCACGCUCAUGGAGUUCCCCAUCGACACUGUCAACGAGUUCCGCCACAGGAUGGGCUGGACGCAGCCUGCGCGCACACCCUCGUUCCCUCAGUUCAACCCUCCCAACUUCUACCUGAACGAGCCCGUGCCCCUGCCGCCCGUCACCGAUUCGUACAUGCCGUAUGGCACCCAGGCCUUCAGCUACAGCACCGAGUCCCUGAUGAUGCCCGAGACUGCCGCCGCGCCUCCCAACAACAUGUCGCCGCUGGUGUUAUCAUCCCCCUUUGUGCACUCGCAGUACCUCAACAUCCCCAGCCCCAACUACGGCGGCUACAGCCCGUCCUCCUCGACCUUUGAGGGCUCCAUCGUGUACAGCGACAACGAGGACUACGGCUAUGAGCAGCGUUUCGACAUGAGCGGUAUGCCCGCGGUCAACAACCAACUUGGCGUCGGGAUGCCAACCACACCGACAUACCCGCCGCCCGAGGACCAGCACCUCCUGGCAUCGUCUUCGCACACGGUGCCCCCCUCGCCCUUCCUCAACCCGGAACAAUUCGGCAUGCUCCCGCUCCCCGAGUCACCCAUCCCUCCCAACCUGCCUCUGCGCCACCGACACACCCCGUCGUCCUCGGUCACGGAGUCGCCGCGGUCCGUAAGCGCACCCUUCCCGCCACGCAACCAAUGGCUGGGAUCGACGCCGACUGUCCACAUCAAGUCCGAGAAGGGCAAGGAGCGAGAGCUAUAG
Molecule: messenger RNA, 1944 nt
Organism: Colletotrichum chrysophilum
Lineage: Eukaryota; Fungi; Ascomycota; Sordariomycetes; Glomerellales; Glomerellaceae
Exons: 6
Coding region: 1-1944 (647 amino acids)
Biological process (GO): regulation of transcription by RNA polymerase II
Molecular function (GO): zinc ion binding; DNA-binding transcription factor activity, RNA polymerase II-specific
Source: RefSeq, a predicted model, not a curated record